UUGAAAAGCGUCGGACAACAACGAAAGGGCAUAAUAUGCACGAUGUCAAAUAGGCAAAAUUAUCGAUUUGAUUUACUGUGAUUAUAGACAAUGUGGGUCGCCAGGCGAUUUCUGUCGUCGGUUGCUCAGAGAGGUCAGUAUGCGGGGCAGUCCGGCUUAUUUCGGCGCCCUCAGCACGGCUCCCCCCCUGAGCUGGAGCUGCGGUAUCUCCAGUGUACCUGUUGCUGGAGGAGCCGAGUUCCCGUGGCAGGCUUUGAGACCCUGAACGCCACCAUCUCCCCUUCUUCCUUCGAGCCCUGCAAAGAGGACAGCAGCGCGCCUCUGGACGCCUGCUACACCCCCGAGCAGCGGGACGCCAUCCUGCAGCUGCUCAACAACGCCUCACCGGCGGAGCUGGCCGGUGUCAAGAUGCUGAGAGGCCGCAAGUCGCUCAACAUUGUGGAGUACAGGACAAAAAACGGACCUUUUAAAACGCUGGAGAGCGUGGUGAAUGUCCCACUGCUCAAACACAAAAGCGCCGUCGUGGUCUUCAACGCCAUCCUCAACCCGGUGAAGAAAAAGAAAGUGAAGAUUCAGCUGGCAAAGUUCAUCAGGCCGGAGGUGGACAGGUCCUGGUUGGAUGAUGCUAAUACCAUAGUGUCACUAGUAUGUGGGACUAAUAAAGUCGCCUGGGCACAUGUGGACCGUGGGAUGGCAGUGCUGGACUGGCAACAGCAUGACUGUCCUAAUUUCUUGAAGGGAACAUACAUGGCCUCUGCAUACUUGAAUGAUGUCUCUGCAGUUGUGUCACUCCUACCAUCUGCUGACUUCUACAUAAUAGAGAAGCCAUCCAUCUCAGUCCAGAAUACGGCUCUGUUCCCUAUCAUGGCCCACAUGAGGACUGUGGAGGCCAUGCUGUUUGCUCUGCUGGAGCCAAGAAACAUCCCAGUGGAGACCAACAUACCUCCCAGAGUUCUGAACAUGAUGCGUACCGCUGUGGGACGUCACUUUGGACUGAUGGUGGGCGAGUCACGGACCAGCGGUGCUCAGACAGUGCGACAGCUGAUGACGGAGUCGGUGACACAGAAGUUUCCGCGAAUAAACUUCCCCCCGGACCUGCUGAUGAAGUACAGGAAUUCGUUCCAGAUGGGCAGCAGCAGAAGAGGAGGAGAGCAACUGUGUGAUGCCCUGCUGCAGGCUGUGGCUUUUUACGAGCUGCUCAGUGAAUCCAGUUGAGCCGUGAUGUGGACUGAUCCGGCCUCGCACUACAUCCACUAAGCUGAACACUAGAGGCAUCCUGAGCCCUUAAACAUAUUGACCUGACCAGAAAACCACAUCAGUACCUCGACAAGACUUCAAAAACAAUAACUUAUAAAAAUAGAGAUUUUUAUUUACUUUUCAUGGAUGCACUUAUGUGUGAAUAAAAACAUGGACAUAUCUCAACUGCAACAUAAUGUUCACAGUAUUUUGAUGAAUGAAAUGAUGAAAUGCAUAGUAAAAUAAAUACUGACAGUA
Molecule: messenger RNA, 1494 nt
Organism: Scomber scombrus (Atlantic mackerel)
Lineage: Eukaryota; Metazoa; Chordata; Actinopteri; Scombriformes; Scombridae
Gene: tefm
Product: transcription elongation factor, mitochondrial
Exons: 5
Coding region: 91-1215 (374 amino acids)
Biological process (GO): transcription elongation by mitochondrial RNA polymerase; mitochondrial transcription
Cellular component (GO): mitochondrial nucleoid
Molecular function (GO): DNA polymerase processivity factor activity; nucleic acid binding
Source: RefSeq, a predicted model, not a curated record